Calliphora vicina (urban bluebottle blowfly) is the source of this 1610-nucleotide messenger RNA. RefSeq names its product Mitochondrial cardiolipin hydrolase zuc (gene zuc). Lineage: Eukaryota; Metazoa; Arthropoda; Insecta; Diptera; Calliphoridae. Gene Ontology annotation, cellular component: mitochondrion. Bases 780 to 1586 code for a protein of 268 amino acids. The record is from RefSeq and is a predicted model, not a curated record. Gene Ontology annotation, molecular function: RNA endonuclease activity producing 5'-phosphomonoesters, hydrolytic mechanism. Gene Ontology annotation, biological process: piRNA processing. The transcript has 3 exons.
CCAUGUGUUUUUUUGUUCAUUAAGAAGGAGAAAACAAAACAAAAUAAAUGAAUUAAACAACAACAGCUACUAGACUCUAAAACGGAAUCAGCUGAUUUUGCAAUUGCAAAGAACCAAUCAGAAACUGAAGUAAAAAAACACGAACAAAAAACAACAACAAUCAAGUAAAAGAUACACGUGCAUCUAACAACUACUGUUUUAUGGGAAAGAAGAAAACAAAAGCAAAGGAAAAGCAAGACAUAUGAAAUGCAAGCACAUAAUAGACGACAAAAAUAUUUAAAAAAAAUUAAAGCAAAUAUCUUCAAAAUACAAAAACAACGAGAACAAAAAACGUUAAACAGCAGCCGCGUUAAAAACUCAACUAGAAUAGAAAAAAAAACGAUGAACAAAUAAGAUCGGUUCAUAAUAAAACAAGAAACACAAAAAAUAAAGAAAUACAAAUAAAAUAGAAGAAAGCCAAAAAAGUAAACGUAAAUUAUUCGCUAAAUAAACGUCAAAUAAACCGCGUGUUCGUUCGGCUACAAGAAAUCAAAAUUGCAAAAAAGUGCAUUUCAUACUAGUUUUUGUUUUUUUCCAAUGCAGUGAAAUUUUAUUGGAAAAUAUUAAAUUUUGUUUAAAGUCCCUUAAAAAUUCCAACAUAAAGCAGAGCAAAAAUGUCUUUAGGCUUAAAGUGAAUAAAAUUUAAAAAUUAAAUUUGUUUAAUGAAAAAAAAGCCGGUUGGCUGCAAGUGAAACAAGUGCAUGUGUAAAAAAAAUUAAGGAAAUUAAAAAAAAGAUAAAAUGUUGGAAAAUAGUGUCUUACGUUAUUGUUUAUAUGGUUCUGGUGUAAUUAUAUCCUCGGAACUAUUGUAUCAUUCAUAUUAUUGGCUUAAAAAAUGGCUUAAGCAACGUUCAUCUGGCCAAGAAGUGUGUGAGGUUAUAUGGACCAAUGAGCGAACACAGUCCUGUGCCGCUCAACAUCGAUAUGACAAUGGUGGAUCAUUUGCUUCACCCACUAAUGCCUCCCCUACAAGUAUGUACUCACAAGGUCGUAUUGUUAAACUGCCCACUCCGUCCAAAGCAGGCGCGAAAUGUCGCAAUCCUUUUUGUGCCGCGUACAAUGUCGGUCGUCUAAUAGAGUUUAUCGAUUCGGCCAAAUAUUCUAUUGAUUUGGCCAUGUACACAUUUACGUCGUAUGAAUUGUCGCAAGCAUUUAUUCGUGCUCUUAAUCGCGGUGUUUUAAUUCGUAUUAUAAGUGAUCAUGAAAUGGCCUAUUCCAGUGGUUCACAAAUCAUACCACUAACAAAAACAGGUGUUCCCAUACGCUGCAACACCAACACCAUGUUUAUGCAUCAUAAAUUUUGUAUUCUCGACAGUCCACAACGUGUUGCCGCCAUACAUAAAAAACAAAAUAAAUCUGAGGUUGAUAAAGGUCAAGUCAGAAGCAUUUUGAUGACGGGCUCUCUUAAUUGGACCAUGCAGGGUUUUGGCGGCAAUUGGGAAAAUAUUUUAAUAAGCAGCAAUAUGGAAUAUAUACGCAAAUAUUCCGAAGAGUUUGAACGCAUGUGGCAAGUGUUUGAUGUGGAUUUAAAAGUAAAUAAUAAAUAAACCAGAGAGAUUAACACAAUGAAA